AUGAUGGAUAUGUGGGCAAUGGCAAAGGAGAAGCUUCGUGAGAAUGAAGAAAAGUUGGCAAAAUCCAAUGAAGGAACAGAAGAGAGAACAAACGAAGCUGCUCCACAAAAAACCACGACACAUAUCGUUAUCUGUGGCUGUUCACAAUCAGGUAAAUCAACAUUGAUCCAUAAGUUCUUAGACAAGAAUGAGGAACCGAAAGAAACGAUAGCACUGGAAUACUUAUACGCAAGGAGAACCAGAGGAAAUGAUGACAUUAGGAUGUGUUCACCGUUCCCGAUUCCACUGCUGAUUGUGGGUUCCAAAUAUGAUGAAUUCCAGAAUUUCGACUCAGAACAGCGACGAAAAAUUUGUGCUACCUUGCGGUUCAUAGCCCACUACUAUGGAGCUGAUUUGAUGGUAAAAAUUUCCUUUCUUUUUGUUCGGAAGUCGUCAAACCAGCAAGAAAAACAGAAGCGCUUGAACUAUUUUAGUUUUACUCAUCUCGCAGCGAACAACUCAUAA
Strongylus vulgaris is the source of this 504-nucleotide messenger RNA. The record is from the annotation of a GenBank genome assembly. NCBI's taxonomy places the organism in Eukaryota, Metazoa, Nematoda, Chromadorea, Rhabditida, Strongylidae.